Myripristis murdjan (pinecone soldierfish) is the source of this 1858-nucleotide messenger RNA. Its product is annotated as alpha-tectorin. The transcript is spliced from 9 exons. NCBI's taxonomy places the organism in Eukaryota, Metazoa, Chordata, Actinopteri, Holocentriformes, Holocentridae. The record is from RefSeq and is a predicted model, not a curated record. Bases 522 to 1655 code for a protein of 377 amino acids.
ACUGCCCUUGACUCGUAAUGGGUUUCUUUUCCUCUGACUGACUGGGAUUCCCGCACCAUUAAAGGUUUUGCCAUGCCCUUUAAAACACACGGACAAAAGAUGUAGACAACAAAGGGUGUCAGCCCAGUACCGCUGUUUCUCUUUGCAUGGUUACCAGACUUCUUGUUGCUCCCUGUAGUAAGAAAAGGUUGUCAGAUGUUUACUAAGAGGGCAUCGCCGCAAUGGGCGGUUGCAUGCGUGUUACCUUGGACUCCCCUUGGUUUCCCCUAUUCAUGUGCGGAAUCUCAUUGUUGGCAGGGACAUCAUUCAAGCUGGUGUUUUAAGGCUGGAGGGAGGCUCUCACUUCAUUAGAGCUGUGUUUCGAGGGUUGGAGUAAGAGUGGGUACUACGUCUUGGGCUGACAGCGAGCUCUGCUGAAUAGAGCCAGGAGAUUCACAGAUUUGGGCGAGAGGGCCAAAAAGAGAGUGGGGAGUGCAUGAAGUGCUGCGCUGUGGAGGAACCAGAAGGAGACGUCCUGGAAGAUGGCACCUGCCAGUUUGGUGUUUGCCUGGUUGCUGUUCACCAUGAGGAUGGUCACCUCCGCUGUCUAUCUGGAGCCUGAGGAGGAGGAGCUCAAUGAAACUGUCAUUUGUACCAACGACCAUAUGGAGGUUGUUAUUCCCAGUGCCUUUUUCCUCAACAAAAUACCUCCCGUCUAUAUUUGGGAUUUGCAUUUAAACGAUCCGGAGUGCCGUGGUGUCGAGGUUGGAGAAGACUACGUUUUCAGCAUCAAGACGAAUCUCUCCGACUGUGGAACUAUAAUGGCCUCAGACGACACACACAUCAUGUUCAUAAACACCAUACGCAACAACGAAACAGAUGUAGUCACCAGAAGCUACAUUAACAUAACAUUUGUGUGCCGCUACCCCAUCAACUACAUGGUCCAACAGCCCAACGGUGAAAACAUGAUCAGAGUGGAUGUCAGGACCAUCACUCUGAACACAGAAGACGGCAACUUCUCAGUGUCGAUGUUGCUGUAUAAAGACGCGGCCUUUGAGGACAGAUGGACCACGGUGCCGUCCCUGACCCUGGACGACGACAUCUUUGUGAAAGUUUUCAUGAUACCGGCUCACUUGAUGUUGCGGAUGGAGAGAUGCUGGGCUACACCAACCAGUGACCCGUACAGCAACAUUCAGUACACCUUCAUCAAAGACAGCUGCCCGGUGCUGUCAAACGAACAAACACUGACCGUGCUGAAGAAUGGCCAAGGUCCAGAGGCCAUGUUCAGGAUACAAAUGUUCAAGUUUGUGGGCAGCUCCUACACUGACGUCUUCCUGCACUGCAAUGUCCAGAUCUGCCACAACACACCAGGGGUCUGCCAGCCUAACUGCUCUGGUGAAGAUGUAUUAGGGAGGACGCGGAGAGACAUCCCUCUGUCCCAUACAGUGUCUUAUGGACCAAUCAGACGACUUCUGGGUGACAGUGACAAGCCCGACCCAAAUGCAGGAGCAGUGCCCCCCGUGGAGACCUUUGUCCUCGGAGGCCUGCUUGUUGUCCUGCUGCUGAUCACAGGGGUGUUUGGGAGGCUAUGGCUCCGCUCCAGACGGUCCUAUCCAGCACAGGAGGCACAGCUCACCCUGUCCAACAUUCACCACAUCUCUGAGGUGGCCUCAUGAAAUGAAAUCAGGGGCCCUUGUAAACAAAUGGACAGACAAACAGACAGACACACACACACACACACACACACACACACACACACACACACACACACACACACACACACACAUACACACACACACACAAACAACAAAAACACACCACUGUGAUUUAUGAUAUCACUUCCUUUUCCAAGUCCUUGCAUAUACUUCUUUUAUGAAAA